This is a messenger RNA of Eurytemora carolleeae, 2265 nucleotides long. RefSeq lists its product as uncharacterized. The transcript has 7 exons. NCBI's taxonomy places the organism in Eukaryota, Metazoa, Arthropoda, Copepoda, Calanoida, Temoridae. The record is from RefSeq and is a predicted model, not a curated record. The coding region runs from base 350 to 1117 and encodes 255 amino acids.
GGUUCUCGCCUUUUUAGAUUAUAUUUUGUCCCUCACUAAGGCUUGAUCCUUCUCGAUUAAAAAAAUUUCUGUCCCAAAACUUUAUAAGACUGCGAACCACAAUAACAAUGUUAUAAAUAGUUAUUUUCCGAGGCUCAUUAAAAUGUUCGGACUUCUUCUUAAAACUUAUGCUCCUCGCUUUAGGCCCUAAAGUCCUUUGGAAACUUGUUCUUUCCCUUUGCCAGUCUUAUGAUCCACUUUUUAAAUGUUUCCUUAACAUAGUCUCAAAGAGUGAAUAUUAAGAGCGGCACGGUUAGUUUUCAUAACGUUUUCAGAAUAUUUUGCGAAAAAAUUAAUUAAUUUAGAAAAGAUGGAUUCAACUUUUACUUUCGGCAGAGGACGGUUGAUGAAGAAAGUUCUGGAACAGAACGAGGACUGCGUGGUAGAAUUAUCUAAGAUUAGAGGAAUGAUUAAAAAUGGCAAUUCCUUUCCAGACAGUAGUGGGUUUAUUGCUUAUCACGGCAGUUCUCCGGAUACUGUGAAGAAAUGGAAGAAUGAUUUGAAGGAGAAUGCCAGUGAAUACAGAGAGAAUGAUGCAACCAAUAUUUGGAAGGAACUGAGACGGACAGAAAAACUGAAGAAAGAGAAGGAGCGUGAGGAGGAGGAGAAGAAGAAGAUGGAGGGAAGAAGAGAUCCGUAUUUGCCUGAAUAUCAAAGACAAACUAGACGUGGUUCAUCUCGACUCCUGGAUACCGGUCGGAAGGAUAACAGCUGGUUGUAUCAGCACCUGGUUCAGUCUUCAUCUGGAGGAUCCGGAGUAAACCGUCCGGAUGGGAGAAAGAUUCGUCCUGCGUCAAGCAAUGAUGUAUCACAUCUGGAUCAAUUCCAGUCUGCAGAGGAUAGCAUAUCGGAGAACUCUGUACCGUAUACUGGAAGAAAAUUGCUGAUCAGCAGGCUGGGCUUGGGAAAAAAGCAGGAUGGAAAACCUAGGGAAAGACACAAUCCCCUGAUUUCUCUUUCCGAUUCAGAGAUAAGUGUUUGUGACCUCGCAGCUGUUGACUCUGAUUUCACAAGUGACGGAGACUUAACACAAUAUUACUCUGCUCAAUCUAGUCUGGAUAGUCAGAUGGAGUUCUAAUUUAAUAGGAGCAGCAUGGUGUCCCAACAAACAUGGGAAUUGAGAAACCACUUGACUAGUUUUUUAUUUCAAAUAUCUCCGUCAAUUUUGAAGGUGAAAAAAUGUUAGACCACCAGAGGCGUAUUUAAGGGGGGGGCUAUGGGGGCUAAGCCCCCCCCUGGACUAGUGAAAUCUAUUGAUUUCAGGGGGUUUUCAGGCCCCAACGGGUGCUGAGCCCCCCCUGGAAACAGAAAAAAAAAAUUAAGCCCCCCUGGACAAAUUCCUGAAUCCCUGUAGACCACAUUUCGAAAAUCAUGAGACAACUGGUUUUAGGUGUUAAAUGUAUUAACUGUGAUACUACAAAUUAUGUUUACGAAAUAAUCCAGCUUGGAACAAAUACGAUAAAAAGUCGUCGUUUAAUUCACAUGUUUAAUGGGACACCCUAUACAACAAUUCUUUGAAAACAAACUGGAAAUAGUGGUUUCUUUUGAUCGGAUGAACGGGUGCCAUAAUUAUCAAAUAGUUAAUCAGGUUCUAUGGAAUCUAUGGAAACAGAAGAACUAAAGGCUCAAUAUAGAUUUAGGUCGAAGAACCCUAAGUCCUUAAGUUUCCUCUGGGUCGGAUGAGUGGGUUUCUGUAUAUCAUUGUUGCAAUCUCUCCGGCUUUUGUCGUCUUCAAUACAGUGUAAAGUGUACAUUUGCACGUGUUGAACCCAACAACCCAAUACUGCUUUAAGCUCAGCAACCAUGUAGUUUCGGUCUAAUAUGUUCUAAAUCUAAUCCUGUAUUAUUUUGCUACCAUGUUAUUGCUGUUGCUGUUUGCCAAUGUCAUCACAAAUUUGUUGUGAAUGUAUUCCUGAGUUUAGUCUUCAACAAAAUUGUACGAGUUUUUAGUACCUGGAGAUCCAACAAAAUUAAACGAUUAUGUUUCAUGGAUAUAUUCAGCAUAUUGUUGUAAUUGCCUCUUCUUUCGUCCAUUAAAUGAAUAUAACCCUGAUCUAAGAUUCAAUACAUUAGUUAUUAGUAAAUAGGUCCGUUCCCUCGAGGAAUAAUCAGCUAAAUUUAAUUGUGAUCCAGUGAUCAACCGAAAUAUUAUGUAUUGUAUUUUCGUGCUGUCGUUAUAUGCCUCUCUGAGUUCUAGAUUUCUAGUUCAUAGUUUAUAAUUUCAGA